GGUGAAGGGCGCGCACUUACCUCGCCAUGAUUCACGCUACAGGCAUUCCCUUUUUCAACCCGCUACUCAGCAUGGGCGGUAUGCCGUUCCCUUGGGCACUUCCCACACAGGGCUCGCCACCGAGUUCACCGCCUUCGUCGCCCGUAUCCAACACGAGCGUGUGGCACCGUCCGCAGCCAGCAAGGGCAGCAUCCUUCACCAUCGACGCUAUCCUGGGCCGUCGUCAGCAGGAGGCGGAACAAGUAGGUCGAUCGCUGGCACUUCGGCGAGAAGAACGACUGACCCGACCGUCGCCCUACCCAGCUGUCAGCAGUGACCACAGUGUUAACGGCGGCGCCCACUCUACCAGUCCAUCAGGAUCAUCAGCCAAGGCGAAAGUGAAACGAGUGAGAACGAUAUUUACAGCAGAACAGCUGGAGCGACUGGAAGCGGAGUUCGCUCGUCAGCAGUACAUGGUCGGGCCCGAGCGACUGUAUCUGGCCGCGGCGCUCAACCUGACGGAGGCACAAGUCAAGGUAUGGUUCCAAAACAGGCGAAUCAAGUGGCGGAAGCAGUAUAUGGAGCAGCAACACGCCAAGCUCGCCGGAAAUCAAGACUCCUUGCUCCCUGACGGCGGCGACGAGUCUCUCACUCCUACAGAAGGCAGGACCUCGCCCUUGGGAGACUUGCCUGCCUCCCCUGCAAGUCCCGGUAGCACGGGGGAGCUUCCAGAGGAACAACAAGAACCCCAACAACAGCAGCCUCAGCCUGAACAGAGCAACAGCAUGCCAACGCUCGCCACCCAAGCUUACCCGUCGUACUUGGCGGCGACACUGACGGCGGCGUAUGCAGAACAGCAAAGUGAACCCGCCGACCUGACAACGUCCAGCGCAAGAGCCAAGUGAAGCGGGAGGUCGGGGCCUCGCCCUCACUCCUGCUACCCUCGUCUCCGUGACACAGUGAAACGUGCGGAGCUGCUGCCGGUUUUGUCACUCUCCGCCCCCUCGCUCCUGCCGCCGCCGCUGGUGGCCGACGGCGACGCUCCGACGUAGCAAACUGGGCGUCAGAUCGUGUGCAGUGAGGAUCCUCAGGACACGUGCGAGUGUGACUUUGGAAUCAAGAACUUAUGAAGGGCUUAUGGCGCCCGGUGUCCUAAAGUCUUCGCCUGGCCAGAGACGCUUAACUUAAGAAAUACCGAAGUCCUUCAGAGUGUAGUUCCAGUUAUGGUGUGAGCGUGUCUGCGGUGACGGUCAGAUUGCUGGUCGUGCCAUCGUCGUCCAGGUGAUCGUCGUACCAUCGUGUCUCGUCGCCAAGGGGUAAUGGUCGCGCUACCGUGCCUCACACCCAGGGUGAUGGUCGUAUCGCCGUGUCAUCGUCGUCCAGGGUGAUGGUCGUGCCACCGUGUCAUCGUCGUCCAGGGUGAUGGUCGUACCACCGUGUCAUUGUCGUCCAGGGUGAUGGUCGUGUCAUUGUCGUCCAGGGUGAUGGGCGUGCCACCGUGUCAUUGUCGUCCAGGGUGAAGGUCGUACCAUCGUGUCAUUGUCGUCCAGGGUGAUGGUCGUACCACCGUGUCACCGUCGUCCAGGGUGAUGGUCGUACCACCGUGUCAUCGUCGUCCAGGGUCGUCCAAGUCGACGACCAGCCAAGCAACCCCCUAGGCCCGUGUGAGGGUCAGUGAGACGAGGCCUGCUCUUAACACCUGUUAGAGAUUUAUGUUAAAUCUUCCUAUACUUUUUAAGCAUUCCAGAAUGAUGCCGAGUUCCUAUGCGUGGGUGUGCAUGUGUGUGUACAUAUGUAUGUAUUUAUGUACUUUUUCUUGAUUGUUAUGAUGUGUAUCAAAGCCUAGGUGAC
Procambarus clarkii (red swamp crayfish) is the source of this 1830-nucleotide messenger RNA. RefSeq names its product pituitary homeobox 2. Gene Ontology annotation, molecular function: RNA polymerase II cis-regulatory region sequence-specific DNA binding; DNA-binding transcription factor activity, RNA polymerase II-specific. Gene Ontology annotation, biological process: brain development; neuron differentiation; central nervous system development. Lineage: Eukaryota; Metazoa; Arthropoda; Malacostraca; Decapoda; Cambaridae. The record is from RefSeq and is a predicted model, not a curated record. Gene Ontology annotation, cellular component: nucleus.